Coregonus clupeaformis (lake whitefish) is the source of this 852-nucleotide messenger RNA. RefSeq names its product divergent protein kinase domain 1A-like. NCBI's taxonomy places the organism in Eukaryota, Metazoa, Chordata, Actinopteri, Salmoniformes, Salmonidae. The coding region runs from base 1 to 852 and encodes 283 amino acids. Gene Ontology annotation, molecular function: calcium ion binding. The transcript has 3 exons. The record is from RefSeq and is a predicted model, not a curated record.
AUGCCACUAUCUGGUUGUCCCCCUUGUCCGGGCCCUCAGGUGUACACAGGUGGCUGGGGUGACCUGGACGGGGUGAUCCGCUGCCAGGUGGGGGAGGUGCUGCACUAUGAGCUGGGAGAGGAGCCGAAGCCCAGGAGAGAGGCUGCGGUCUUCGACAAACCCACCCGCGGAACGUCUGUGGAGAAGUUCCGCGAGAUGGUUUUCAAUCACCUCAAGUCAAAGCUGGGCGAGCAGGCUAGUCUGGCCAGCCUGGUGACCCAAAUUUUCAGCGUCGCUGACGGCAACAAGGACGGCCACGUCUCGCUCCCAGAGGCCCGUUCAGCCUGGGCUCUUCUCCAGUUGGAUGAGGUGCUGCUGGGGCUGCUCCUCCAGGAACGGGGCCACACCCCCCGUCUGAUGGGCUUCUGUGGAGACCUGUACAUGACCGAGAGGGUACCCUAUGGCCCCCUUUACGGUGUCAGCCUCCCCUGGCUCCUGGAGGCCUGGGUCCCCAGUGGGGCCCGACGCAGCAUGGACCAGUGGUUCACCCCCUCGUGGCCCCGCAAGGCCAAGAUCUCCAUGGGCCUCCUGGAGCUGGUAGAGGACAUCUUCCACGGCAACUAUGGCAGCUUCCUCAUGUGCGACCUGAGCGCCGACCACUUCGGCUACACGGACCGCCACGACUUCCGCCUCACCGACCCGAGGGCCAUCAUCUCUGAGGACGCGUUCAGGCGAACCAUGCGCGCGCUGCACUGCGAGAAGGACGACGACUGCGUGUUGGGGGCGGACUGCCGUACGUCAUGCGAUGUCGCUCAGAGACGAUGCAGGGAGGAGGUGACCCAGCCCAACCUGGACAUUAGACCGAGUAGGUGA